UCUAACUGCCCCCGCCCCCAGGCCUCGCCCGGCUCCCAGGCCCCCAGCCGGCUCUCCAGCCCCAGGAUGCGCUGAGCCGCCGGGGGGCUGAGGCCGCGCCAACUACAUGCAUGUCCCCCGGGGGCAAGUUCGACUUUGACGACGGGGGCUGCUACGUGGGGGGCUGGGAGGCGGGGCGGGCACAUGGCUACGGCGUGUGCACGGGGCCCGGCGCCCAGGGCGAGUACAGCGGCUGCUGGGCACACGGCUUCGAGUCACUGGGCGUCUUCACGGGGCCCGGCGGACACAGCUACCAGGGCCACUGGCAGCAGGGCAAGCGCGAAGGGCUGGGCGUGGAGCGCAAGAGCCGCUGGACGUAUCGCGGCGAGUGGCUGGGCGGGCUGAAGGGGCGCAGCGGCGUGUGGGAGAGCGUGUCCGGCCUGCGCUACGCCGGGCUCUGGAAGGACGGCUUCCAGGACGGCUACGGCACCGAGACCUACUCCGACGGAGGCACCUACCAGGGCCAGUGGCAGGCCGGGAAGCGCCACGGCUACGGGGUGCGCCAGAGCGUGCCCUACCACCAGGCGGCGCUGCUCCGCUCUCCCCGCCGCACCUCUCUGGACUCCGGCCACAGCGACCCCCCAACGCCGCCCCCGCCCCUGCCCCUGCCCGGAGACGAGGGGGGCAGCCCGGCCUCUGGCUCGCGGGGAGGCUUCGUGCUGGCCGGGCCUGGAGACGCCGACGGUGCGUCCUCCCGCAAGCGCACCCCCGCGGCCGGCGGCUUCUUUCGCCGUUCGCUGCUGCUAAGCGGGCUCCGCGCUGGCGGGCGCCGCAGCUCCUUGGGCAGCAAGCGGGGCUCCCUGCGUAGCGAGGUGAGCAGCGAGGUGGGCAGUACAGGGCCCCCGGGCUCCGAAGCCAGCGGGACCCCGGCCCCAGCGCCGCCCGCCCUCAUCGAGGGCUCAGCCACCGAGGUGUAUGCGGGCGAAUGGCGCGCCGACCGGCGCAGCGGCUACGGCGUGAGCCAGCGCUCCAACGGGCUUCGCUACGAGGGCGAGUGGCUGGGCAACCGGCGGCACGGCUACGGGCGCACUACCCGCCCCGACGGCUCCCGUGAAGAGGGCAAGUACAAGCGCAACAGGCUGGUGCACGGGGGGCGUGUGCGCAGCCUCCUGCCGCUGGCCCUUCGACGGGGCAAAGUCAAGGAGAAGGUGGACAGGGCUGUGGAGGGCGCCCGUCGAGCAGUGAGCGCGGCACGCCAGCGCCAGGAGAUCGCCGCUGCCAGGGCAGCAGACGCCCUUCUAAAGGCAGUAGCAGCCAGCAGCGUUGCUGAGAAGGCUGUGGAGGCUGCUCGAAUGGCCAAACUCAUAGCCCAGGAUCUGCAACCCAUGUUAGAGGCCCCAGCUAUCCCUGCCCCAGGCCGCAGACCCAGGCAGGACUCAGAAGGUUCUGACACAGAGCCCUUGGAUGAAGACAGCCCUGGGGUGUACGAAAAUGGACUUACCCCCUCAGAGGGCUCUCCCGAACUGCCCAGCAGUCCUGCCUCCUCCCGCCAACCCUGGCAACCCCCUGCCUGCCGGAACCCACUGCCUCCUGGAGGGGACCGGGGUCCCUUCUCCAGCCCCAAAGCUUGGCCUGGGGAGUGGGGGUGCCCAGGUGAGCAGGCAGAGGAACUAGCUGGCUAUGAGGCCGAGGAUGAGGCUGGGAUCCAGGGCCCAGGACCCAGAGAUGGUUCCCCACUCCUUGGAGGCUGCAGUGACAGUUCCGGAAGUCUUCGAGAGGAGGAAGGGGAAGAUGAAGAGCCCUCGUCCCCCAUGAGGACCUUGGCACCUGAGCCCGCGGCCACACCAGUCCUAAGGGGCCCACCCUCAAGGGGUCCUGAAGCUGGGUGCCUGAUGGAAGAGCUUGAGGAGCCAGCUGCAACUGCGAGGCCUGCCCAGCCGGGAGCUGCCAACCCCCUGGUGGUGGGAGCCGUGGCCCUCCUGGACCUCAGCCUGGCAUUCCUGUUCUCCCAGCUCCUUACCUAAGGCUCCUGCCUGGCCUAAUUCUGGCUUUGGUUGCUGCCUCUUCACUCCUUUGACCUGCCUUUCUCUCUUUCCCCCCUCUGCUUGUUUUUUUCUCCUUUCUUUCUCUUCUCCCUUUCCUUUCUGUCUCCCUUCAUUUUUGUCUCUUGCUUUUUCUUCUGGCUCUCCUUUCAGAUUUUCUCGUUUAUUCUGGAUCUGUCUCUGUCUUCCUCACUCCAUUCCCCAACCCAACCCCUCCUUUCUCUAGAUUGUUUACAUAUGAAGGGCUUUUCUUGCUCAGAGUUGCUCUCUUCUCUGAGACACACAAAUCUAAGUCAGACCAUUGCUCCAGACCCUCCCCACCUUUUCUUUAGACCUGAACUUGGAUGAGGGUGGGGGUUUGGUAUCCUGAGGAGUCUCCUGAAAGCUGUGUAAAAAGAAGGAAGAAAGUGGAGGAGUGACCACACUGGGCAAGGCGCUGGUUGAGCUGCUGUGGCUCCCUACCCCAGGGACCUGGUGUCCCUCUGAGGCCUAGUAAAAAAGCUGGAGGAGGUAUAGCCACCAUCUCCAACUUCGGAGGAUCUUACCCCCCACCCCUCCAAGCACUGAGAUAGGUUCUUGCCUAAUUCUAUCCUUCCCUAAAGAAGAUAUGAAAAGUAAUUAAAGCUAGAAUGACUCCCUAGCAUCUCCCACUUUUCCCCCUCAACAGCCAGCCCCUCAUCCAACCCCCUAGGGUGGCAUGCCAUGUGUAAAGGAAAAAAGGAGCCCAGGGCAGCCACGUCACCCAGUGAUCUCUCCCACCCUCCCCUCUCCCCUCCAAGUUCAUUUGGUUGGUCUGGACUCACUCGUGGCCUUUGAUUAAAUUCUAUGGGGCCUGAAGAAGACAUUGCUACUGCAGAAGGUUCCAGGCACUUGAGCAAGGACCCCACUCCCCAACUCUGGCAGUUGUGGUAGGGGAGGCAGUUUUGAGGAACGGAACCAGACCAGUUAACAGGAACUCACAGGGCAGCAAAAGUUGUGACAAGCUUAAUCUCUAUGAAGGUUAUAUUUUUUCCCACAUCAUAUCAGAAUAUUGUGACAUGGAUAAACAGAAGGAGGGGAUCACAGGAAGCCAAUAUAUCACACACUUUCCAGGCAGGGCAGAGGUGGGAGUCAAAAUGGGCCGUAAGGUGGGUGGAGAGGAGAGCCCUGUUUGAGGUUGUGGCUGAUCCCUGGCACUAACUUUUCCCCUGGGGGCAGGAAGCCCUAGGAAGAGGGGACUGUAAGGUCCCCAGGGGAUCUUUCCUCCCUACCCCUGCAUGAGGCAGAGGCAAGCUGCCUGUCAAACCCCUCCCUCAAGGAAUGGCCUUGCCUGGGAAUGCCCACCACACACACCCUCUUCUUUUUUCUAGUCGAACUCUGUUUACUCCUUGGACUGCCUCCCUCCCUCCUCCCUUCUCAACCUUUACUUCUGAUUUCUAUUUCAUGGAAUUUGGGACUGAAGUUAAACUACAACAGUGCCGCCAACACCAAGUCUUGCAGGAAAAAAAUACA
Messenger RNA from Artibeus jamaicensis (Jamaican fruit-eating bat), 3512 nucleotides. It is a transcript of the gene JPH4, whose product is annotated as junctophilin 4. The record is from RefSeq and is a predicted model, not a curated record. Gene Ontology annotation, cellular component: endoplasmic reticulum membrane; plasma membrane; junctional membrane complex. Gene Ontology annotation, biological process: regulation of synaptic plasticity. The transcript has 5 exons. The coding region runs from base 111 to 2003 and encodes 630 amino acids. NCBI's taxonomy places the organism in Eukaryota, Metazoa, Chordata, Mammalia, Chiroptera, Phyllostomidae.